AUGCGCCAAUGCGCUUGCGAUUGGAGGAACAACAACCCUGUUUCUUUGAAAAGGCGACCAGGAGACGAACAGACGAAAAAAAUAGAAUUCAAGUGUCUUGACGGUCCUCUCGCGCUGCGGUCUAAUCGCGAGCACCAAGUAGCUGUGCGCGCCUCCACCCGUAUUCCUCCUCUCCUCGUCGGCUAUUGUUUGCGUCCACCGUCCACGCUCACGUCCACCGCCCACCGACUGUCUGCUCUUACACGUCCCCUGCGAUGCUACCUCCCCCAUGUGCCCCCUUCCGUCCCCGUCUCCGUAUCAUCCCCGUACUCCCCGUACUCCCCGUACUCUCAGCCCCGCUGUCCCGCCGUCCUCCCCGUCCUCGCCUCGGUGCCUGAGAGGUCGGGGUAG
Neurospora tetrasperma FGSC 2508 is the source of this 390-nucleotide messenger RNA. RefSeq lists its product as uncharacterized. NCBI's taxonomy places the organism in Eukaryota, Fungi, Ascomycota, Sordariomycetes, Sordariales, Sordariaceae. The transcript has 2 exons. The coding region runs from base 1 to 390 and encodes 129 amino acids. The record is from RefSeq and is a predicted model, not a curated record.